AUGGGAGAACUACUCCAUGGAGAAAGAGGCAAAAGCAGAAUCACACGCGGAAUUCAUACUGUGAAGGAUGGAUUCCUGCUUCUGGACGUUGAUCGGCACUUCUCCAAGCUCAAACUGGCCUCCAAUGGUGUUGAAGAUCAAUCUAGGGCACUUGGAGACUCUUGUUCGUCGCUUUCUCUCUCUAGGAAUCGCUCUGUCUCUCUAAAACUCGAAUCCCCUUCUCUUUGGCUGAAAAUAUGCUUAAAAAGGCAUCAGUGGCCAAAACACGGUCGAGGACACGGCCGUGUAAUGUUUCAGCCCGCCCGUGUUUUGGCUAGGGUUAAUUACACGGCCUGUGCAUUGCGCGAAACACGGGCGUGUUUGAUGGUGGACACGGCCAUGCUUUGUGGACACGGCCGUGCUUCUGCCCGUGUUUUUAGCCAAUGUCUGCCCAACUUGAAUUUGCUCUCGGCAGUAAAAACACGUGGAUCAUACUGGCUUUCGAUCAGUAACACAUGA
Molecule: messenger RNA, 498 nt
Organism: Linum trigynum
Lineage: Eukaryota; Viridiplantae; Streptophyta; Magnoliopsida; Malpighiales; Linaceae
Source: the annotation of a GenBank genome assembly